AAAUGUGUUCCUGUAUUUUGUGUGGUUUAUGUUGUUUUUUAAAGUCGGUGAACUUUGAACUUGUUGUUCAGACAUUAUAGUUCUUGGAAAAAUUUUACGUCGUCGCCACCAACUUCCGGCACUUUUUUUUUUUUCUCUCUUUUUUUUCUGGAUGUAUAUAUGCGUUAACCCUUCUUCUAAGCCUUUGUAGAUCCAAUUUACUACAGAAUUCCUGUUGAGGAAACCUUGUAUUUGAGAAUGGGACUCUCAAAUUCAGUUGGAAGGAAUCUUCGGAAACCAUCUGGAAGUCUCACAGGAGCAGUAGUCAAGAGGCUUAUCAAGAACAAAAAUGCUUAUUUAGAGCACAAUGCAGUGCGACGUUGCCAUCUGGAGUCCCAUCACCACAUCUUAGAGGUUGGAUUCGGUCCAGGAAUUGGUCUCAAAGCAGCCUGCGAAAUAAUCAAAGAUGGUAAAGUUUAUGGUAUUGACUACUCUAAGGAAAUGUUGGCUGAUGUAACGAAAAGUCUCCAGUCUGAGAUAGCAAGUGGACGAUUACAAGUUGUAUUUGGAGAUGCUGCAAGCCUCCCCUACUCAGAUACCCUGAUGGAUCGUAUCUUCCACUGUAACUGCUUCUACUUCUGGCCGGAACCAGCGACUGUCGCUGGUGAACUAUACAGGGUUCUUAAACCUGGUGGAUUCAUGGUCACUACGAUGAAUGUUGCGUCUGUAGCUGCAGCGGCUGAAAAGGGUUUUCUGAAAGGUACAAACUGGAAUCCAGAGCAGUACAUGGAUGUCUUAAGAAGCGCGGGGUUUCAAGAUGUUACCAUGGAGGAUUUGGUUCAUGAAGAUUCCGGGAAUGGAGGAACUACAUAUCAGGCCAUAAUGGCACAUAAGAACUGAAUGUCUUAUCAAUCAACUGUUAAAUUUUUCUUUGUUUUACCCAUACACUGAUGUGUGUAAAGCACUGUAUACAAAGCAAUCCAGACAGUCCUAGUGGUCAAUUAUCUGGGCCCAGUUUCAUGGCUCUGUUACCACCGAAUUCUGGGCUUGCAGUAACCAUUCUUUGCUUACAGUAUAAGCGCUAGCUGUGUAAGCAAAAUAUGUCUAGAAAUGUGGACUAUGGACAAACACAAGCAGAUAUUCCCUGCUAACCUUUGAAACAGCUUGAAAUAGGCGAAGAGUUCCCUGCUUCUGAUUCUUUGCUUAUGAUAAGCAGAGCCAUGAAAUUAGGCUGUGCUCUGGAAUGACAAUGGUCAUGGGUUCAAACCCCAGCCGAGUGUUAGUGCCUGUGAAUUUAUUUUCUGGAGGAAAAUACUGAGUAUGCACUGCUUUACACACAUUGUUGUAUGGGUUUAACUAACUACAUUGUGUUAAUAUUACAUUUUGGAAUAUCUCCAAUGCAAAUUUAACAUUUGUUUAGUUGCUCUUUUUUUUUCUUUUUCUUUUUUGAAAUUGUACAUAUGGCAUUUUUUAACUCAAAAAGUAGAAUGUGUACAUUGAGGAUGUGAGGGUUUUGUAAUAAGAGAUGGUGGCUCUUAACAGUUUCAACUAGAAUGAUAGAGUGCUUGUCAAACAUUUUGGAAGUGAGCAAAAAACUGUUAUUGUUUUGGGGAGUAAACAGUGUUUCCAAAAGAGAGUAUAUAUAAUGUGCCAUUUCAUAGGAUGAUCAAGUCAACGAAACUGCAAAAUAUAAGAUAUAGUGGCAAUCAAAUUCAAAAUGCAAGUUGUUGGUGUGUUUUGUUUUUUUUUCAAUUCUGGAGAUACAUGAAAUUCAAUUUGAGCAAGUUAAUCUUUAGAGCAGUGUUUCAGUUUCUACUGAAAUUUGAGUAUCUCAAAACAAUUUAAUUCAAAGUGAAGGUCUAGAUAAAAUGUGUCAAUUUGAUUGAAAAUCAGAAUCUCAGGGGAAAAAAAUUAAAGAUUAUAUUUUUUAAACGCAUAAGAUAAAUAAUAGCUCAACAAAAAAUCCUCAUAAAUGUUGCAUUCAUCUUUACAAAUAAAACUUUUCCAAAUAAAUCAAUUUUUUCAAUUUUCAUUUCAUUUUUUGUAUUUGCCACACAUAUGAAACAAUUUAAAAUGAUCUACAUGAAGAUAUUUCUGAUAAUCAGGGAACAAAGUGAGUAAAAAAAAUGUAAAUUGCAAAGUACCGAAGGACCCCACUGGACAUUAUGCCCAAAUUAUGAAACUGUUUAUGUCGAAAACAUAACUCAACAAAAGUAUGCUAUUAUAAGCAGGAAACCAGUCACAAACAUUACUUUACUUCAUAAUUCGCUGGUAUCCUUUUUCAGGUAUACAUUACAGUUUUUCUCACAGAUUUUAAUUGGUGCGGCCAAAGUGUUCCCUGCAAUUUUAGUGACCAAAUUUGUGCAUGUUGUGCUCGUUUUAAUGAGUUACUUUUUUGAACAUUAAAUCAAUUAAAAUUUAAACAUUUCAAGGACAAUUUGAACUCAUUUGGGGUAUAUUUUUGUAUUUAAUUAAUUAAGUCUUCAGUUAAAAAUUGAUAAUCUCCAGUAUUCAAAACUGUAUAAAUAUUUCUUAAAAUUGAUGUUCUGAAUUAGUGCUAAAUAUUACUGUGAUAAAUACACAACUCUGUGGGGAAAUAAAACAAAAGGAGUAAUGGAGAGUGACCAAAUUUGUGCAUGUUUGUGCUUACUUUUAUGGGGAACUUUUUGAAACAUUAAAUCAAUUAAAAUUUAAACAUUUCAAGGACAAUUUGAACUAAUUUUGGGGUAUAUUUGUUCUAUUUAAUUAAACAAGUCUUCAGUUAAAAAUUUAUAUUCUCCAGUAUUCAAAACUGUAGUUUUCCUAAAAUUGAUGUUCUGAAUUAGUGCUAAAUAUUACUGUGAAUACACAACUCUGUGGGGGAAAUAAAGCAAAAGAAGUGCAUCCAAGAUAGUUUAAUAUUUAAAUAAAGCUCUUUUUCUUCUAACCAAGUAUAUUCACAGCUUUUACCUCCAAAUGUAUGCCUUACCACAAGCUUCAAGAAAUAAUUGAGCAGUGUUUCAAUUACCUCAUUUUGCAUGGUUUUUUUUGUAUCAGAAUACAUGACAA
Asterias rubens (European starfish) is the source of this 3027-nucleotide messenger RNA. Its product is annotated as demethylmenaquinone methyltransferase-like. The coding region runs from base 238 to 879 and encodes 213 amino acids. NCBI's taxonomy places the organism in Eukaryota, Metazoa, Echinodermata, Asteroidea, Forcipulatida, Asteriidae. Gene Ontology annotation, cellular component: endoplasmic reticulum. Gene Ontology annotation, molecular function: sterol 24-C-methyltransferase activity. The transcript is spliced from 4 exons. The record is from RefSeq and is a predicted model, not a curated record. Gene Ontology annotation, biological process: sterol biosynthetic process.